AAAACAGUAGAUCAUUCAUUGUAGUUGCGAGAGACCAAGCCAACCGGAGCUAAGCAGAGAAGUUGGUUGUGGAUACUUUUUGUUUUCAGGACUCAGGAACUACAACAUAACACCUAUACUAUUGUAUUAAAUAGAGAGGACUGGUGCCUUUGUUGGAAGGAAAAAUCGAGAAUGGGAACAAUGAUUGGAGUUGUUCUGGUAGCAGUUUGCUGCUGUCUUUUUGGGAGAGUGCAGAGUCUAGGUGUAGACCCAUCUCUGGAGGUAGACUUGAUUCAAGGAGUUUAUAUGAGUGCUUUAACUUCACCGGACGUUGCGCAGGUAGCUGGACAUCCGCAUAGCUAUGGACCAGCUUUUCGUUUUGAAGGUGAAUCCAGAACCAUUGAAGCCAAUGAGGAAACCUAUCAGAAACUGAAGAAUCUUUUGUCGGGAAGAGUGCCAGAAUUCACCGUCAUAGCAACGGUGAAUCAGAAGAAGAGGAAUAGCGGCAGUAUCAUGUCAAUUACUGUUAAUAGAAUACGGUACAUGGAAAUCUUUGCCAGCACAAGGAACAAGGAAUUCCGUUUCUACUACACUCACGAUGGACAGGUCCUGAUGGAGUCUAUCCCGUACCCUUUCAAAGCCGAGCACUGGUACAAGCUCGCCGUGACCGUCAGCGGAUCUCAACUCAAACUCUCGGUGGAUUGCCAGGAGAAUACGACGAGGCAGAUCAGACUACCGGAUUUGGAUUUUGAUAAGCCGGGAUUGACGGUUUACGUUGGACAGAGAUCAGAUAGAACAUACUUUAAGGGCAUUCUACAAGAUGUGAAGCUGAUAGCCUCGGCUCAAGGCUAUGUUGCCCAGUGUCCAUACAUGGGUAGGUCGUGUCCUACAUGUGCUGAAUAUCACACAAUGGUUGAGACUAUAACAAGACUAGAGAACAUGCUGCAUAAGAUGGAACUCAAGUUUGAAGUUGCCGAAGCGAGAAUUGAAGAGUUGGAAUCAUGUUCAUGCGUGAAAGACUGUCAGGUCAAUGGUGAAACUGUCCAGCACAAUUCUCAGUGGACUGAAGAUUGCCAACAAUGCACAUGCGAGUCUGGCCAUGUGAGUUGUGAACCUGUUGCCUGUGCACCUGUCUAUUGCAAAAAUCCUAUUUACCAGCCUGGAAACUGCUGUCCAAUUUGCAAAGCUAACUGUACCGUAUCUGGAGUGACCUAUCACCAUGGUGACGUAUUCCAACAAAAGACUUCCAGAGGUGCUCUACAGAUCUGCACAGUCAAAGAAUGCAAUAAUGGUGGAACAAGUACCCAGAGGCAGGAUAGCGUUAGUAACAUGUGUUCUACCCCAUCCUGUCCCGUAUCAGAGAGGUUUACAGUGCCCGGAAGUUGCUGUGAAUAUUGUCAAGGGACUGAUUACUGUGCCCAGGGCCACAGCUGCGUUUCUCCCAAGGUAUGUGUGAACACGCCCACAUCCAAUGAAUGUCUGUGUCCGACAGGCUACUUAGAGGUGAACGGAAACUGCACCGAUAUCAACGAGUGUGUCGUGAGCGAGACGCAGCCUGAUCCACACUGCUACGAGGGUACGCUGUGUGUGAACAUGCCCGGCGAAUACAGAUGCGAUUGCAAGCCCGGCUAUGAGAGGGUUACGGACACACAGUGCAGACAGAUUGAUGAAUGCGCUUCUGGAACACACAACUGUGAUGCUAAUGCUGAGUGCACUGAUACUGAUGGUAGUUUUACCUGUACAUGUCAGCAUAGGUACUACGGCGAUGGGACAUACUGCUUCCCGGUGUGUGGUAGAGCUUGUCAGAACGGAGGAGUGUGUAUCAGACCAUCAGUGUGUGAAUGCCCUCCAGGAUAUGAAGGAGAAGCUUGUGAAAUAGACAAGGAUGAAUGCACGAAUGGAGAGAGCCAAUGUACUGGUCAUUCUCAUUGUGUCAACCUUCCAGGGAGCUACCAUUGUGAUUGCGAUUCGGGGUACGCCAGCGACACUGCCCAUAUUGACUACGGAGCUUCGUGUGUAGAUAUUGAUGAGUGCGAUACAUCCAAUACGUGUGAUAAGAGUCGUCUAUGUAUUAAUACGGAGGGGUCAUACGAGUGUCGUUGCUCGGCCGCUAGUAGCUGCUCUACGGCAUGUCGUACGGAUUGGGGCAAAAAGGGCAACGGAGCUACAUGGGAUACUGGCCUCUGUCAGACCUGCACUUGCCAGGUUGGUGUAGUGACAUGUACACCUCAAGUUUGCGAUUGUAGCGAUCCAGAGAUUGAUCCAAUCUGUUGUCCAAUGUGCGUGUCGGAGAUUCAGCAGUGCCUGCAUCAAACAUCGGCUAUCACCUACAACCAUCGGGAGUGGUGGAGCCACGACUGCAAAGAUUGCCAAUGCUUGGAAGGAAGCAUCAAAUGCAAGCCUGUACAAUGUGAGACAUUGAACUGUCCGAACACCUAUACACCCGUGGGUGAAUGCUGCCCUCGCUGUCAACCACACAGUGAAUGCGACCUCAUGACCUCGGGGCCAAAGGUCACAGCUCCUUCGACGUGUGUCACAGAUACAGGAAUGGUUUAUUCACACAAGGAGAGGUGGUUCUUAGAUGAGGAUCAUUGUUCAGAAUGUGUGUGUAAGGAUGGAAGUAUUUGUUGCGCUUACAACAGUGCGUGUGCUCCCUGAACAUCAAAUGUAACACAUGGGACUAAGGACAACUACGAGAGACAGCAAUAUGAUGUUCAUGUGGGACUACAUGAACAAGAGAUGUUGGACAUAUAGUUAUGUUGGGAGCCAGGAUGAUUGUAUAUACUGAUGAGUUAUGAAACGGACAAGUAUGCGCAAAAGUGUCUGUAUAUAGCAAUAGCAAAUAUAUGACAUUCAUUUAUAAAAAAAAUACAUGUAUGUGUCAGUUUGUAUAUAAAUUGGUGAUUAAUUUGUAUUUAUACAUGAAUAAUGUAUCUUCCAUAUAUUACGUCGAGUUGAAGGAAGUCGCGGUUUUGUACUACUGAUAUUAAAAUGCAAGUGAUUCAUUUGUAGCUCAAUUGUGCUGCUUUUAAAUUUUCAUUUGAAAUUUAUGAUUUUUCAGAUGUAAAUUAUUAUUAUUAUUAGUCUUGCCAGUAUAUACCUCAGCCACGGUCUGAAAUUUUGUAUUUUUAUUUAUUUUUGACAAGCAACAUACAAUACAUGAAAAAGUAUUAGAUUACAAAUAAUGCACAUUGUUUAGGGCAUUAGUAAGAAUAACGCACAAGGUACCUUUGAAACCGUUCUGACAUGCCCAAGUCAUAGCUGAGGGCAUUUGGACGGCUUCUAUGGUAACAAGUGUGCGUAAUUUUAUUCUAAUGCUCAAGCCAAAUAAUGGUUUGUAAGAUAACAAUUUGGAUCCAUGUUAUUUGAUGAAGUAUCCUCAUCUCAAACCAUUUAUACUGGUCGCUAGAACUAGCCAAUAGUAUUAUAUAAAUAGCGAAUAUCUUGCACCAUUGCACGAAUAAGAAUAUUCGCUAUUUUCGUUGUAAAACGCCUAGGAACCAAGCAAAAAUAUUAAAAAAAUCAAGUUUUUCCUUGCAGUAGACUAUGAAACCUCAAAAAUGUAUUUAGUGUAAAAUAGCAAACAUGCACAAAUCCUUUUUUUGUGGUAGUUUUUCAGCUUACAUAUUAAGUUUAUUUUAUGCUCUUUAGCUGUAUAUUACAAGCUUAUGGAAAAUAGGUAUUUAUGAAUUAUGUAUUUGUGUCAAAGUUGCCUAUGUGUACAUAUUUUGUUCAUAAUAUUUUGUUAUAGUUUUAUAUACAUUGAGUGUAUCAUGCCAUGAAGAAACUUCAAAUUUUAUGUAAUUAUGCAAUCAUUUUUGUUUCAAAGAUUUUUUAUUCAUAGCUCUGUGGAUAAGCUGGUAUUAAAACAAACCUGUAGUUGGCUUUUACAUUGAUAGCAUAUUUUAAAUUAUGACUGAACAUUUACCAUCUUCAAUAUUUCAUUUUCUCUUUCAGAAACUUCAAAAAAUGUUUGAUACUCUGUUAAAUUGUGAGACUUUGGAUCUUAUUAUCCCAUGCUUAUCACAACACAUUUUAUAGGAAAAGACUGCCUAGAAAGUUCAGGACUUUAAAAACAGCUACUUUAUUCUGUUCAUGUAAUUUUCUAUUUGGGCAAAGUUUGAUAAAACUACAGUCACAGACGGUUAAAUCCGCCGAAGUUGAAUUAUGGCCCAGGUAAAAGUGAUUCCGCAGAUCAGGACCCUGUAACACAAAAGAUUAGCGAUUAAUCACUAAUAUGAAAGAGCAAUUCUGAUUGGUUCCCAGUCAGUCUAUAGAGGAAAAUGCGCAUGCAACGAUGAUCUUGAUGGCCAUUUCAUUAAAGCAUUUAUUGUUAACCAUUGUGUUAGGGGCCCAGAUUGGCAAAGCUUGUGUUUUUACCUCUUUUGCAUAUAAAGGAAUUUUUUUUCACCAAUGCCAAUUAAUCUGAUCAUCUUAAACUGAUAAGAAAUCCAACAAUGUCAGAAUUUUUGCAUGAAUAGAGAAAAGAAAACAAUGAAUGUAUCAUUAUACAUGUACAUACAGAAAAUAUUUAGAACAAACAUGCAUUUUAGAUCUUGACGUUGCUGGCUUUCCAUAGCUGUGGUUGAUCGGAUCAAUCGUAACUCUUUGUAAGACAGGCCCAGAUUUCUGUCACCCGAGAGAAUCGACUUGGCUGUACUCACCAGUAUGGCUCAGUUAUAUUCUUUUGUAUGAAAUUGCCUGUCAUACUUCCAUAAAUCAGCCAGUAAUCAUUAAGGAUAUAUUACCUUGUCCUGUUACUUGAAAGAUACAAAUCAGUUUUAAUUGUAAGUCUCUGAAAAAACAUGUAUAACAAUUAAUAGUAGGAUCAAUUUUAAGCCUGUUUUUAAAGGCCGCUGUUGACUGACUGUGCGAUACAGGUUCACUUGCAGAAAUUACUUUUCCACAAGUUUCCACAAGAAUCGUUAAAGUCAAAACUUUAUAGCUCAGAUUAUGCAAAACAUGUUUUACAUUACCUCUUCUAAGUCAAAAGUCAAACCAUUUCUGUGGUCUAAAUAGAUUUGAUCGAGGAAAAUGCAAUAAAUGUUGUCAUUGUCUUGCAGUACAAAUAUAAGAUGUAAUAUGAGAGAAAAAUCACAACCCAAUAAAUUUAUUACUUAAAGAAUA
Messenger RNA from Lytechinus variegatus (green sea urchin), 5106 nucleotides. Its product is annotated as protein kinase C-binding protein NELL2-like. Lineage: Eukaryota; Metazoa; Echinodermata; Echinoidea; Temnopleuroida; Toxopneustidae. The transcript is spliced from 17 exons. The coding region runs from base 172 to 2637 and encodes 821 amino acids. The record is from RefSeq and is a predicted model, not a curated record. Gene Ontology annotation, molecular function: calcium ion binding; protein binding.